UCGAAAAACAGUGUUGUUAUAAGAUAUCAAAAUCGAGCUACAAUAACACAAAUCUAGUGUUUUUUUUGUCAAGCGCCGAGCUGACAAAGCGGGCAAUGUCCUACAAUUCCCAGAGUUCCCUGCGCCAUCAAUGACAUUUGACCCCUGGAUAAUAACAGGCCGAUCAGCUGAUUUAAAGGCAACAACAACAUCACUUCCUGGGGGUCUGAUACGGAAUAAAUAACCCGGCAGCGAGCUAACUUCCUCCCGGUCAGGUUAGUACGUGGCACCGGUCGCUGUUUGUGAUGUUAUUAUUAGAUGUUGAGGCUAGUUUUAGACCGUGACGAGGCAGCGGUUUACAGUUAAGAGUCAGUCGUCGUCCGCCGGACUGCUAACAACAACUGCGAGGUCAGUUGAUGUAAAUGGUGAAGGUUGUUUUUUUUACAUUACUAGUGCUGAUUAUUAAUAACUGCUUAAUGUAAUUGAGUAUACAAAUAGCAGUGGACAAAGCAGGUAGCAUUUAGCAACCUAUUUAUUACAGUGUAAACCAAGCAGAAGAUGCUAGAUAGAUAUUGUUAGCUUCAUUAGUGUUUUGUCACAACAAAACAACAAUUUAAGCCUGCACUGCUUUUUGAUAGUAUUGUGUAAUUGUUUUCUAAGGGGUUCAUAUUAUAUACAGUAGUGGUGGUGUUAAAAGUAUGUUAUUACUGCAACACUAGCUAAGUUUGAGUGUUUAUUUUACCCAGUGAAAGUGACAUUUGGCCCAUAAAUAUCCAGAACAAAUAAAUAAUACACAAUGCAGAGACUUUGAUUAAAGUCUAUGAAAGAGGAUCAACAUUAUUAACUGACAAAGGCCAAAGGUCGUGGUUGUAGUAAAACUUUAGGUACAGUCGCACUGGCCAUCUUUUAAAAUAAUCCUUUGUAGUAAUAACCCAUCUAGUUUUCCAUUAUCAGCACCUCUAAAAGUGGGCCAUGAGUGGCCAAGGUCCAGCUGUAGAUAAAGGGAUGAACACCGUACUAGUCUGCCAGGAGAGUUACACUUGUGGGGGCUCCGACGAAGCCGCGUUUGAAUGCGACGAAUGCAGCAGCUUGCAGUGCGCCCGCUGUGAGCUGGAGCUCCAUCGCCAGGACCGCAUGAGGAACCAUGACCGAGUCCGGAUCUUCCCAGGCCAUGUUCCCUUCUGUGACUCGUGUAAAGGGGACGGCAGUGGCGGUUCUGUCACGGCUGGACGGCUGCGAGCCGCGGUGCGCUGCCAGGGAUGCAAAAUCAACCUGUGUUUGGACUGCCAGAAGCGAACACACAGCGGAGUAAACAAGAAAAAGCACCCUGUCACGCCGUAUCCUCCGGCCAAACCCCCUCAAGAGAACAGCGUGAUAUCCGGGGAGUCUGAGAUGGAGAUCCUGAGAGACCAGUUGGACAAGGUGUACAGCUUUCUGUUAGUGGACGAGAAAGAGGAGAUGCAGGUGAAGGACGACGAGGAGUUUGUGAGCAGACUGGGAUGUGGGGCCGAUGAGCUUCUCAAGGUGGUCUCCAUCUUUGGGAACACCGGAGAGGGGAAGUCCCACACAAUGAACCACACCUUUUUUCAUGGGAAGGAAGUGUUCAAAACUUCGCCCACGCAGGAGUCCUGCACUGUGGGCGUGUGGGCGGCCAUGGACCCUUUUCACCGAGUGGUGGUCAUUGACACGGAAGGACUGCUUGGGGCUGGAUCUAGCCAAGGUCAGCGAACACGCCUCCUCCUCAAAGUCCUCGCUGUCUCGGACAUCAUAAUUUAUAGGACCCAUGCUGACCGUCUCCACGACGAUCUCUUCAAGUUCCUCGGUGACGCCUCGGAGGCCUACCUGAAGCAUUUCUCCCGGGAGCUAAAAGCGACCACCACGCGCUGCGGUCUGGACGUCCCGCUGUCCACACUGGGCCCUGCCGUCAUCAUCUUCCAUGAGACGGUCCACACCAAGCUGUUAGGAUCAGACAAGCCGUCCGAAUCGGUAGAGCGUCUCCUGCAGGAGCGUUUCAGGAAGCUGGGACUGUUUCCCGAAGCUUUCAGCUCCGUGCAGUACCGCGGGACACGAACCUACAAUCCUCCCACGGACUUCAGUGGGCUACGGCGUGGCCUGGAGCAACAGCUGGACAACAAUGCCACCCGCUCGCCACGGUCUGCCGGCGUAAUUUUCAAGGCUCUGCAGGCGCUGAGUGAGCGUUUCAGUGGCGACAUCCCAGAUGAACACAUGACCAGUAACUCCUUCUUCCCCGAUGAGUACUUCACCUGCUCCUGCAUCUGCCUUAGUUGUGGUUCAGGCUGUAAGAGAAGCAUGAAUCACCUCAAGGAGGGACUCGAACACGAGGCCAAGCAUCGCUGCCGCUACUCAGCACAGUAUGACAACCGCAUCUACACAUGCAAGGCCUGCUACGAGAGAGGCAAGGAGGUGAUAGUGCUUCCCAAAACGACCGCUUCAUCUGACUCGCCGUGGUUUGGCCUGGCCAUCUACGCCUGGUCUGGCUAUGUCAUCGAGUGUCCCAACUGUGCAGUGAUUUACCGAAGCAGGCAGUACUGGUAUGGAAACCAGGACCCGGUCGAAACGGUCGUACGAACCGAGAUCCAGCACAACUGGCCAGGGUCUGACAGCUUUCUAAAAGACAACCACAACGCCGCCCAGAGGCUGCUGGACGGAGUCAAAUACAUUUCCCAGUCGGUGUCAGAGCUCAGCGUCAAGCCAGCCAAAGCAGUCACCUCUUGGCUGACCGACCAGAUCGCUCCCACCUACUGGACACCCAACUCUCUCAUAGUGCAAUGCCAAAAAUGUGCGAUGGAGUUCCAACCCAACGACACUAAACACCACUGCCGGGCCUGCGGUGAAGGUUUCUGUGACGCAUGCUCCUCCAAAACCCGACCGGUCCCAGAGAGAGGCUGGGGGCUCGCACCCGUCCGUGUCUGUGACGCAUGUUUCCAUAACAGGGGGAUCUCGACUGAGCUUCUGGAUGCAGCAUUGGAGGAGGAAGGUGGCACUCUGAUAGCAAGGAAGGUCGGGGAGGUGGUUCAGAACACCCUAGGUGCUGUGGUCGGUGCCAUUGACAUACCUCUUGGCUUGGUGAAGGAUGCCGCACGCCCCGCCUACUGGGUCCCAGAUCAGGACAUUCACUCCUGCUGCAGCUGCCAGAGGGAGUUCUCCGCCUCUCGCCUCUCCAUCCACCACUGCCGCGCCUGCGGUCAAGGCGUGUGCGAGGACUGCUCGCAGGAGCGGCGCACCGUGCCCUCGAGGGGGUGGGAUCACCCCGUGAGGGUGUGCAGCGUUUGCAGCCAGAAGACUGGCGAACUCUAGCAGGAGCAUCAAAACAAGACAUUUUGGUGGCAUUUCCAGUUUGUACUUGCAGUCAAUCAGUUGGUGACUAAAGGCUACGUUCACACUGCAGGGUAAACUCUUAAUUCGGAUGUUUUGUUAAAUCCCAUCUUUUUAUGUAGUCAUAAAGUGUUUUGUAAUGUCAACAAAAUGUGUCCCUGAAGUGACACACAUGUAAUGACAUCACACACAAUGCAGUGUGUUCACUGAAGUAAACAUUUCUCCAAUUCCAGAACGUUUCACUCCUGGCACAUUUGUGGCAAUUUCAAGGAUUUUCAGCAAAUUUUUUUAACCAAAUUAUUUUUGCAUAAGAGAUUAAUUUUGCCUCUUGCAGUUUGUGGGCAUUUUCUUCAAUAUGUGUUUCGAGGAGCGUGUGGAGGAGCAAUGAAGUGAUGUUGGCAUGAGUUCUAAAACAUAUUUUCACCCAUUUUGUGGUCAUCAUACUAUUUCUUUUAGUAUUUUGCCAAAUAAUGAUGUACAACGUCCGUUGCUAGGUUGGAUGAACACGACUUGAUCGUUCAGACUGCAGUUGCAUCAGAAACAUAACUGCCUGGGUCAGAUUUGACAACAUUUGGAAUUGCACUGUUCACAUUGACAUGAAAAAAUUAGAUACAGGUCACAUAUGACAAAAAUUUUUACCUGCGGUGUGAACAAGGUCUAUGAAAAGGAGAGAACAAGCGAUAUAACCAAGUUGUGGACAAUCCCUACUUAGUGUUAUUGUUGGGAGGAGGGUCCCCUGCAGCCAAUUGACUUUGGGACAAGAGGUCGGAUCACCUAUCAACACAAACAGGAGUAGAGACACAACAUUGCACACUACAGUGACUAUAGCAUUGCAACAAUAAUGAUGUCUUCAGACUUUUGCACAUGUAUUUGGAAAGAAACCUUUUAAUUUUAACCUUUUUGCUCCAUGAGCUUUUGCUUCCUUGCCUUUUUUUUAGCUAACAAUCAGAACAUUGUUGUACUUAACAUAGAUGCAUUCCGACAUACAUAUA
Molecule: messenger RNA, 4307 nt
Organism: Entelurus aequoreus (snake pipefish)
Lineage: Eukaryota; Metazoa; Chordata; Actinopteri; Syngnathiformes; Syngnathidae
Gene: zfyve1
Product: zinc finger, FYVE domain containing 1
Exons: 12
Coding region: 952-3297 (781 amino acids)
Molecular function (GO): zinc ion binding
Source: RefSeq, a predicted model, not a curated record